Molecule: messenger RNA, 576 nt
Organism: Giardia duodenalis
Lineage: Eukaryota; Fornicata; Diplomonadida; Hexamitidae
Product: Peptidyl-prolyl cis-trans isomerase B
Exons: 1
Coding region: 1-576 (191 amino acids)
Biological process (GO): protein peptidyl-prolyl isomerization; protein folding
Cellular component (GO): intracellular membrane-bounded organelle
Molecular function (GO): peptidyl-prolyl cis-trans isomerase activity
Source: RefSeq, a predicted model, not a curated record
AUGCUUCUCUUUUUUGUCUGUCUGCUCGUCGUGCUAGCUAAGAAGUCCCCUGAGAUCACAGACCAUGUAAUCUUUGAAGUGAGGCAGGGAUCUGCUACUCUUGGUAACAUCACUCUGGGGCUCUUUGGGAAGGUGGCCCCAAAGACAGUGACAAACUUUGUGGAGAUUUCAAAGGGAAGCCAUGGAUACAGCUACGAGGGAUCUAAGUUUCACAGAGUCAUUGCCAACUUCAUGAUUCAGGGGGGAGACUUCGAGCGCGGGGACGGCCGUGGAGGAUACUCUAUCUAUGGGUCGGAGUUUGAUGACGAGAAUUUUCAGCUGGAGCAUCGGAUAGGCUCACUUUCCAUGGCGAACAGAGGCCGUAAUACUAACGGGUCGCAGUUCUUUAUAUGCACAGUGGUUACCCCCUGGCUCAACGGCAAGCAUGUUGUCUUUGGACAUGUAGUUGAUGGCAUGACUGUUGUCAAGACCAUUGAAAACGUUAAGAAGGACCCGCAAGAUAGACCUCUUGAGGACGUCGUUAUUUCCGCUGUAUAUGUCACCAAGCCGGAUCCGUACACCCUUGACAGUUGGUAA